Molecule: messenger RNA, 1646 nt
Organism: Protopterus annectens (West African lungfish)
Lineage: Eukaryota; Metazoa; Chordata; Ceratodontiformes; Protopteridae
Product: tubulin alpha-8 chain-like
Exons: 5
Coding region: 139-1485 (448 amino acids)
Biological process (GO): microtubule cytoskeleton organization; mitotic cell cycle
Cellular component (GO): microtubule; cytoplasm
Molecular function (GO): structural constituent of cytoskeleton; GTP binding
Source: RefSeq, a predicted model, not a curated record
CUGACACCUUGUGAGAAUUUUGGGGAGAAUCACCACACCGCUGGCAGGACUCCUAAACUGUCUGAGGUCAACGGUGAAGCUUUGAAAACAACCAACUUAACCUUAAAAAAGCUCAACAAACACAGCUAAUUUCCCAAGAUGCGUGAGUGUAUAUCAGUCCAUGUUGGACAGGCCGGUGUUCAGAUUGGAAAUGCAUGCUGGGAGCUCUUCUGCCUUGAGCAUGACAUCCAGCCAGAUGGCAACAUGAACAAGUCUUCUGUGAACAAUGUCACUGACUAUUCAUUUACUACCUUUUUCCAUGAAACUGGUGCAGGAAAACAUGUUCCAAGAGCUAUUAUGGUGGACCUGGAACCAACUGUUGUAGAUGAAAUUCGAGUUGGACCAUAUCGUCACCUUUACCAUCCAGAGCAGCUGAUAUCUGGUAAGGAGGAUGCAGCUAAUAAUUAUGCUCGGGGCCAUUACACAGUGGGCAAAGAGAUUAUUGACCAGGUCCUGGACCGUGUACGGAAGCUGACAGAUGCUUGCUCUGGUCUCCAAGGUUUUUUGAUUUUCCACAGCUUUGGAGGGGGUACUGGCUCUGGCUUUACGUCUCUUCUGAUGGAGCGUCUGUCCCUAGAUUACGGCAAGAAGUCAAAGUUGGAGUUUGCUAUUUACCCAGCUCCACAGGUGUCUACAGCAGUGGUAGAACCAUACAACUCUAUCCUGACCACCCACACAACUUUGGAGCAUUCUGACUGUGCCUUCAUGGUUGACAAUGAAGCCAUUUUUGACAUCUGCCGCCGAAACCUGGACAUUGAACGUCCCAGCUAUGCAAAUCUCAACCGCUUAAUUGGACAGAUUGUCUCUUCUAUCACUGCCUCUCUUCGGUUUUCUGGAGCCCUCAAUGUUGAUUUGACUGAGUUUCAGACAAAUCUAGUGCCAUAUCCACGAAUCCAUUUCCCCCUUGUCACCUAUGCUCCUAUUAUUUCUGCUGAGAAGGCCUACCAUGAGCAGCUGUCAGUUGCAGAGAUUACCAGUGCCUGCUUUGAACCAUCCAAUCAAAUGGUGAAAUGUGACCCACGUCAUGGGAAGUACAUGGCUUGCUGCAUGUUGUACAGGGGCGAUGUGGUUCCUAAAGAUGUAAAUGUUGCCAUUGCUACCAUCAAAAACAAACGUACAAUUCAGUUCGUGGAUUGGUGCCCUACAGGAUUUAAAGUUGGCAUCAACAACAGACCACCAACUGUUGUCCCAGGAGGAGACCUGGCCAAAGUUCAGCGAGCAGUCUGUAUGUUAAGUAACACAACAGCUAUUGCCGAGGCCUGGGCCCGUCUGGACCACAAAUUUGAUCUGAUGUAUGCCAAGCGUGCAUUUGUCCACUGGUAUGUUGGUGAAGGCAUGGAGGAAGGAGAAUUUGCAGAGGCUCGUGAGGACCUUGCAGCCUUGGAGAAAGACUAUGAGGAAGUGGGCACUGAUACCAUUGAUGGAGAAGAAGAAGGGGAAGAGUAAAAAAAAAAAAGAAAAAAGAAAGAAAACAGAAAAAAAGUUGAGCUUUUCAAAGUAUACAAAAGCAAUAAAGUUUCCAGUGAAUAAUAAUGUCAAAGAAAACAUAUUCAUACUGUAUUUGAUAUAUCAGUAACCAAUGAAAUAAAGUUUUCAAAUAAAAAAUA